GCAGGGAAAUUUGAGUGGGUUUCGCAGUCUGGAACAAGUGGCACUCCCCUCCCAUUUGUGGGGCGCGGAGGAGGGCGCGUGGGGCAGCGUCACUCCCCCGGCAGUCCCUCGCGGUUUUCGCGCCGCGGGAAAAAUGGCAACCACGGCGUUCAGCAGCCCGGGCGCGGUGGCAGAGAGUUCAGAAACGGGUAACCUGUCGGACAGCGAGCCCAGUGGUCCGGCGCCCGACUUGCCAGUCAGUGACACAAUGAACAUAGUGAACUCACAGGGGUAUUGCGUGUCCAUGCGCGACAGCGACAUGAAGUACCACGCCAUGCCACAGUCGCAUCCCCAACACAUGGCACAUAAUCCGUGGGUGGGACUCGCGGCGCCGCCGCCGCCACCACCGGAUCCAGGCUCAUGGUCCCCCAUGCACCACCACGGGCUGACGGACAUCAAGCCGCAACCAGAGUUGCUGCACCACCGCGGCCCGCAGCACCACGCUGCCAUGACGCCACCCUGGCACCCUCCGGUCUCUGCACCUUACACCCAACAUUAUGCCAUGAAUGGCAUGCUGAGUCCGGCGGCGUAUCCGCAAAUGCGGGACAUGGGUCCGAAUUUGGGCGAUGGGCAAGACGAUGUGGCCAUGGAGCAGCCGUCGUCAGAUGACCUGGAAGUGUUCGCCAAGUCCUUCAAGCAGCGACGCAUCAAGUUGGGUUUCACGCAGGCCGAUGUGGGACUCGCCCUGGGCACCCUCUAUGGAAACGUGUUCUCGCAGACGACCAUUUGUAGGUUCGAGGCCCUGCAGCUCAGCUUCAAGAACAUGUGCAAGCUCAAGCCGUUGUUGCAAAAGUGGCUGGAGGAAGCAGACUCCACCACGGGCUCGCCCACCAGCAUCGACAAGAUCGCGGCGCAGGGAAGAAAGCGCAAGAAACGCACCAGCAUCGAGGUCUCCGUCAAAGAUCAGAACCAAUUUAUUAAUUAA
Notodromas monacha is the source of this 964-nucleotide messenger RNA. The record is from the annotation of a GenBank genome assembly. NCBI's taxonomy places the organism in Eukaryota, Metazoa, Arthropoda, Ostracoda, Podocopida, Cyprididae.